UGUUGUUUAGCUGCAUGGUAACGCGGAACUGUCGGUAAGAUCGCCGGAGUUGCGGCUGCAGCCAGUGAACGGGAACUUAUUGACUGUUAAGAGAAUUGUUCCAGGCAGCUUGGAUACUACAUGGAACAACAUAAUGACCGUAGAUGCCGUCGAAUGCCCGGAUAUAACCAGCUGUCCUUCGAUCCUGCAAACAAUGAUGAACCACUGCAGUUUAAUGAUUCAAAUGAACCACUGGUGACAGAAUGUUCUAUCGUCCCCUGUAAUGAACCAAUCAAGAAAAGGAGACGGAAUAAUACAUCUGCAGAUCAUUUCAAAAACUUAGCUUUAGACUCCAGCCCACCUGGAAUGUCAUUAUCGGACCCUACAGCUUGGACAACUGCUAUGAACAAUCUCGGAAUGGGGCCCCCAAUUGGAAUGACUGGACAGCCGCUUAUGUCAGAGUUUGACCGAGGCCUUAGUAUGAUGACUGGGAUUGCACCCAUUAACCCAAUGAUGCCUGGAUUGGGUAUUGUUCCACCAACAGUUCGUCAAAACAUGCUUGUAGUAAAGGAGAUCAUUCAUUGUAAAAGCUGUACACUUUUUCCUCCAAAUCCAAAUCUUCCACCACCUGCUAUGCGAGAAAGGCCUCCAGGAUGCAAGACUGUCUUUGUUGGUGGUCUACCAGAGAAUGCGUCAGAAGAGACAAUCUCUGAAGUUUUUGGACAAUGUGGUGAAAUCAUAGCGAUUCGUAAAAGCAAGAAAAAUUUUUGUCAUAUUCGGUUUUCAGAUGAAUUCAUGAUAGACAAAGCUGUCUAUUUGUCGGGUUAUCGAAUAAGAAUAGGCUCUAGUACAGAUAAGAAGGAUACAGGUCGACUUCAUGUUGACUUUGCUGAAGCUAGAGAUGACCUUUAUGAAUGGGAAUGUAAACAACGUAUGAUGGCUAGAGAGGAACGCCAUCGUCGAAGAGUGGAAGAAGAAAGAUUUCGACCACCUUCACCACCACCGAUAGUGCAUUAUUCAGAACAUGAAAGUGCUAUGCUGUCAGAAAAGCUGAAAGAUGAUGCAAAAUUCUCUGAAGCUGUUCAGACCCUUUAUACCUGGCUAGAACGAGGAGAAGUAAACCGCCGAUCAGCAAAUACUUUCUAUUCCAUGAUCCAGUCAGCUAACAGCCAUAUUCGAAGGCUUAUGAAUGAAAAACUUCUCCAUCAAAAAGAAGUGGAAGAAGCCAAAGAGAAGUUUAAGAAUGCUCUCUCAAAGAUUCUGGUUCAGUUUGAGCAGAUUGUCUCCGUUUUCCACUCUGCCUCCAAGCAAAAGGCGUGGGACCAUUUCUCAAAAGCUCAACGCAAGAAUCUGCAUAUGUGGCGAAAACAAGCAGAGGAAAUUCGCAACAUACAUAAUGAUGAGCUAAUGGGUAUUCGCCGUGAAGAAGAAAUGGAAAUGUCUGAUGACGAUGUGGAAGAACUGCCAAAGAACACAAUUACAGAUGAAUCGGCAUUGGCUGCUCAGGCUGAAACACUGAAGCAAGAGAAUGACAGUCUGCGUUGGCAACUGGAUGCGUACAGAAAUGAGGUAGAUUUACUAAAACAAGAACAGGGUAAGCUCUACCACACUGAAGAAGAGACUACAAAGGACCAGCAACUAAAACUACUCCAGCAGACAUUGCAAGGGAUGCAGCAGCAACUUCUGAACUUAAGAGAAGAAUGCAAGAAGAAAGAAACUGAAUUUGAGAAGGCAAAGGAAGAAAAGCAGAAAGCAGAGAUGUUGUUGGAAACACUUAAAAGGAAGGAGGAGUGUGUGUGUAGACAAGAUAUGGAGGAAAGUGAAAACCAAAUAACUAACAACACAGGAUGUGUAAUACUAGGUUCCAGUCAAGAGAAGGAUGGCGAAUUGGAUAGGGUCAUCACAGGGCCUGUUCGAUCAGAGAGAGAAGCACUACUUGUGGGUAUAAUUUCUACAUUCCUCCAUGUCCACCCAUUUGGAGCCAGCAUAGAUUAUAUAUGUUCUUAUCUACAGCGAUUGGAUGCAAAGAUCUCUCCCAGUGAAAUAGAAGGUCUCAUGUCAAGGCUUCAACAUGUGUUUCAGCAGGAGAUAACUGGCGUUGGUGCAAGUUUGGAAAAACGGUGGAAAUUUGGUGGCUUUGAUGGAAUCAAGGCCCUCCAAAACUAAUAACUUGGUGGUUACUCACAAGAUUACAGAACUACUCCAUACUGCUGCAUACUGUUACAAUUAAGUAGACUUUUUAAAAAAAGAAAAUACAUCAUCAACUUGAGCAAUAUAAGCUGCACUUGGAAACUGGCUUAAAGAAUUGUGUUUCUCAACCCCUUACUGUUGGAUAAUAAACUGUGCUGUGCAAUUAUAGUUGGUGUAGAAAAUGAAAGUAAGAUGAGCCAAAUUACUGCUGAAAUGUAAAUAGGCUACAACUUAAACUGUGAAAA
This is a messenger RNA of Hemiscyllium ocellatum (epaulette shark), 2414 nucleotides long. RefSeq names its product ecto-NOX disulfide-thiol exchanger 2-like. The transcript has 16 exons. The record is from RefSeq and is a predicted model, not a curated record. Gene Ontology annotation, cellular component: external side of plasma membrane; plasma membrane. Gene Ontology annotation, molecular function: protein-disulfide reductase activity; RNA binding. The coding region runs from base 121 to 2145 and encodes 674 amino acids. Gene Ontology annotation, biological process: ultradian rhythm. Lineage: Eukaryota; Metazoa; Chordata; Chondrichthyes; Orectolobiformes; Hemiscylliidae.